UGAAGUGGCGGCGUGGGGACCGCUGUGUCUACCAGGACCUCAAUGUCGGACCGGUUUCAUAUUACCCAGUAAUAUAAUUAUAAAUUCCGGGGAUAAGCCGCAGAUAUCAGGUAAAAGGGCUGAAAAUAUUAGCUUCCUAAAGCACCUUUGACGUCAAAGGUGCGUCGAGCAAUCUCAUGAUUUAAAAAAACAACAACUAAUGUUUGGUUGCAUGAUAUUUUGGACCCAACCACGUAUUUAUGAGACACCUGAAAAUCAGAGUCACCUGGAAGAAGAAGAUGGACAUCAACUUUGACUGACGAAUGUUUUCAAGACUUAAUUUUAGGAACAUGGAGACAGUUUCCAUGGUCCAGCCUUAUCCAGCAGCAUGAUUGGAGCAUCCAGUCUCUCAGGGGACACCCUGAUAGCGUGCCACUUCCCUGUGGUUCAGCUGCCCUCUUGGCAACUUCCUGUCCAGGCCCUGUGCAGCUCGGCCAAGAGGCCCGGCCGGCUGUGCUCAGUGGGCCUGACCCGAGCUGUGUCCCUCCCGGAACAGGACUCGCUGAACCGAGAUCAUACCUUCACCGGUGGCCGCAGAUAUUUCUCCAGCAGUUACAGUAGUCUCAAUGAGGACCGAGCGGAGGAGGAGGGGGGCAGUGACAGCAGUGGGAGGUACGACUCCACCUCUUCACCAGAGGAGAUGAGUUCCCAUCUGAAGAAGGAAAGCUCUGGAGCUAGAGGCGUUCUGCGGUCACAUAACUCAUUCCUUCCCAGCACAGAGCUAGAUGAGGAUGAGGAAGAUGAAGAUAGUGAUGGAGGUAAUCUACACAGAUAUCAUGAGGACUCAUCUUUCGUGUUGCAUGGAAAUUCUAACUGGCCUCUAAGUAAUGGUGCCAGAAAUUCUACAAUGUCCCAUGGGGACAUGGAGAGCGAAUGGGGCGAUGAAGGGACUGUUUUGGGUACUAAGAGUGACCAAGAGUCGCUCUCUAACCAGCCUAACCAGCCGGACUCACUGCAAACUGAAUGCCAGUGCUUUCAUGUGAGCAGAUCUGGCAUCACGAUGAUGGCUUAUGGAGAGCAGGACUCAGACAGACUGAAGGAUAACAUGUCCUGCUGCAUCCACAGCCAACACAAAUGUUCCCCUGAGCUGUUCUCCAGCAGUCACACAGGGAAUGUCAGUGACUCUUCCUGUAACAGUUCUGAUGGCGUCUUGGUUAACUUCUGCACUAUCUAUAACAGGAGCAACAACCCUGCAACUCCUCAUGACCUCAGCAGUCCUGCAGUUCACCCCUCUCAGUCAUCUGAGGGAUCCGUGUUCCUCAACCUCCAACCUGUUCCCAAGACUCCAGCUGAGGGCCUCCAACAUUAUGACAUGACACCCUCUGCUUCCUGCUGGUCUCCUCAGGGCCUCGACUCUAACUGCAAUCUUUACUCCCUGGAGCCGCUACCCCCCGGUCUCUCCUCACUGGAGGUAUCAGACUUAACUGCCUGUCUCCAAAGCCAGGCCACCUUGGCCAUUGGGACCAACCAGAAGUACUACAAACUUGUGACUUGUGACCUUUCCUCACAGUCACCCAGCCCAGCCUGGUCCAGCCUCACCAGCUGCCCUGAGGGUCUGAGCAGAAGUAGCCCCUUCCCUCCCUUCGAGCACCUCUUUGUUGAUCAUAAGAAAGAAGGACAACACAAAGAAGUCAAGAAGGCGAAAGAGGAUCAAGAAAAGGAAAAGAGGUUCUCAACUGCACAAUGCAGUGGCGGGUCUGACUGCUCUCAGUUUCAGACCUAUGAUUACCAGGUUGCCACCUCCUCCACUGAGAAAGCCCUCUGCAGGAAGAAACAUACAGACAGUAUCCAAAACUUCUCCCACACGCCCUGUUUGCUGUGCCCUAGCCAGUGUAGCCCACAUAGCAGUAGAUGCCAAGGCACAAGCGCUGCAUCCACACAGCCAUCUGUGAUUCUAGACCAGGAGCACUGUGAUACUGAUGCUGCUGAGAAGGGAGCAUGUUCUUUGGAAAAUGCAGUGGUGCGCUACAGUAAGGCCCAGAGACCAACCUCGCUGCCCAUCCAGCCCUUUGUUCUGGUCCCCACAGGCAAACCCCAAGCCCAGCACUUGGGCUGUCUUCUGGAGCAGUACAUGAAUCAGAAGAGCAGCAAGUCUGGUAGCUCCCAACCAGGCUUCAAGUUCAAGGGCAAAAGGAGUCAAGGCUUUUCUGAUCUUCAGCUAUCACCAAUGGGCAGCCACUAUCCCAUCUUCCUGGAGGCUCCUUCGAGCUCUGAUACAUGCUCCACCUGCACGCCGAGUCCAGAGUGCUUCAGCCGCAGACACACAUGGAGCCAGUCCAGCAGAAGUCAAGGACUCCCUAGUCCAUGUACAUCUAAAAGCAGCCUGGAUCCAAGUCACACCAGCCCAAAGCCCAGACUGGUUCAGGUGCAAGAUAAAACAAGCCCAUACUCAGGAAAAACUCAGACUAACACUUUUUUAAAUCUGAUCCCAGCCCCAAAACAGUCCAACCUUGUUAAAAUUCCCACCUACCAGGACCUUAUUAACCUCAGCCCUGAGCAGAACCAUGCCAACACUGAGCCCAAAAGUCCCAGUCAGUCCCAGACCCACACCUCCUACCAUUCAAUAUUCUCUCAUACACCACCAACAUUACCCCUAACCACUGACACCCAUCACCCAAACCUGCAGGUGUCCCUGUCUCCUCCCACAACCUUACAACCAGAAAAGAAGUUCCCUCAGCACCGGGCUGCACCUGCAGCUGACUCUGGCUUUUUUCACGGUAGUUUUACAGCUGCCCUCUCCUCAGUAGCUCCACUCUCCUCUUUGAGUUCUCUGCUAUCCUUGGCUGCUUCUGGGCUGCACCCACAGCAUAUCCAGGGCUCUACUGGGCUCAGUGGGACGCAGAGUCAACACACUGAAUCUCUGAUCCUGAGUGACAGGCCGCCCACAGAGUUCUGCCUCUCACCUGAUACAUCUUAUGAGUCCAUGUCUAUCAGCCAUCUUCAGAGAAGAGGUUUGCUGAGGUCUGUGAGCAGGGCGGUGGAUUUGAUCAUGGCUCAUUUUGGCCGCAGCAGAGACCCUGAGGAAAAGAUGCGUCUGGGUAACAGCUCUCGCAGUCCCACAAUCGCCAGGCUGGUCCUGAAACAUUUGUGUCCAACGAUCCAGAAUAUUUUAGAGGACGGUCUUAGGGAUCACAAACUGGAUCUCAUCAUCGGGCAGCGCCGCAACCACUCCUGGAGUGUUGUGGAAGUCUCUACUAGGAUCGGUCCAUCCACCAGAGUCCUUCACAGCUUGGUCUCCAAAAUCAGACAGUGUCCCCAGCUCACCAGCCACUGCAUGAGACUGAGAGCCUUCAUCAUGGGCCUGCUUAACUUGAGAGCUUUGGAGUUCUGGCUCAGUCACCUUCAUAGUCAAAAAGAUGUGGUGACAACACACUACCAUUCUUGGGGGUUCCUGUCCAUGUCACUGGGUCAGUGUCAGCCUUUGUUUCAGGAGCUGCUACUUCUGCUGCAGCCGCUCUCUGUGUUGCCCUUUGACCUCAACUUGCUCCUGGAGCCCCGACUGUUGCGUAACAGACACCUGUGUUCGAAGGAGGAGGGUGUUUCGCCACCUCCACCAUGUUCAGCCCUCCUAGUGACCAGCUGGCCACUACUGCAAGCUGACAAAAAGGUAGACAGCAGCUGCAGCGGUCAGCAAACUAAGAUUUCAGGUCUGCAUCACCAAGAGUCUCUAAGUUCUCAGAAUUGCGUCAAGUGGGAUUGCGAAGGGAUGCAGGCCAGCAGGAGUCCACUGUUAGCUCCUAUUCCAGAGUGGUGGCCGCAAGAGCCUGACCUUAUGGAUGGUGUGGUUGAAGGGGAGGACUGUAGCCAGAAUAAUAUUGCAGAUACUUGGUCUCAAAUAAGUAUGGACAGCAGGCAAGAAGAGAGGAGGGGAGAGAAAGAUAAUGAGACCCCAAAUGCAUCAACCUGUGUCCAGGCUGAGAGUCCAUGUCAGGGUGGGCUGCGCUGGGCCAAACUGUUUGGAGCAGCUGAUGCUUCCACCAGGACAGAGACAGUUUCUCAGAGUCACAUUGGAGCACAAACCAAAAGGUACAGGCGGCCAUCACAAUGGCUGCAGUUGGACAGAUUACAUCUUGGACUAUUGGCUCAAUCCAUCAGGUCAAGGAAGCUAGGAGGAGCUCAGACUGACAAGGACUCUUGAAAACUAAACCUUCUGUGGGUGGACGACAGAGUGGAGGCUAUUUACUGUAAUAACAAAAAGUCUUAACUGCAUGUUAAUAGAUACACAGUGCUCGAUCGCACUGCUGAACUGAUCAGAAAGCACAAAAAAUACAGGAUUAAGAGCUAUGGCAAUGGCCCGUAUUCAUCAAGCUUUGUGUUGCACCAGCUAUUCGUAAAUCCAUUACUUGUUUGUGUAUCCUUUCUAAUUUUUGAACUAUCAGCUAGGUUCAAAAUAAAUCAAGUCGCACCAUUAAAACUUAAAGAAUGCCUUAACUAGUAAAAACCUUAGUAAUAUGUAAGGAAACAUCUGUAGCGCUGUCCAAUCAAAAGCAAUCACCUAUCUAAACAGGAAGUUGCUGUAGCAUGACAAGCUGUAGCAUAAUUGCCAAAAAUAACUAUUUUAGGGUCCAAUCUAUAUAUUAAAUCUAACUGCUAAUCCUUUGUAAAUGUUGGUAUUACUUUGUUUUAUUUAUAUACGCAUACAUGGAGAAAUGUUUAGAGUUAGUAGUAUUUAUAUAGUUUAGAAUGAGUGGGAAAUAUCAUAUUAUGCUAAUCUAACAUGCUAUUUAGCCAGUCAAUUCGUUUGACGUUAGCAUAACGUUUUGUAAUUUGAGGUAAGUAUAUUCUGUUAUUUUUGUGAAAUGUAAUUUAAAAUCUUCCCAGUGUAUGUCAUUAUUUAACAGUAUUUUGAUUAACUAAAUUUCAUAUUAUCUCCUACUUUUCAAUCUAAACAGGGCAUAUGUUAGCAAGCUAACGUUAGUUGGUUAGCUAAUGCUGCAGUUACACCUAGAAGUUACUGGCUGUAAAUAUGCAGUGACAACUAAUCUCUAAUUAAGAACCAUGAUGCAUAAAUCUCCACUUUGUAAACACUUAGCCUACAUUGUAACUGGGCUUAGUCUGAACUUUCGAACAGCUUGUGCAACCGGCUCCUGUGACCAGCUCCUGAUCUUAAAAUGUCCCUCUGUUGUUUUAUCACUGCACUUUUGUAAUUUGUUCUCAUAUGAUCUCAUAUAGAUAAAGCUUCAUGAAUGCGACCAGAAGAGGCUGGGUCACUUUCAUAGUAGAUCCUGAGCUCUUUUCCAGGAAAUAGCUUGAAGAAUGAGGGCCUAUUUGCAAUUGCACUCUGGAAUAAUCGCAAGUGGGUACUUCUGUUACCUGUUACUCUUCUUUGUAUUUCCUGUAGGCGAAUAUCAAUCAUAAAAUGCUAAUAUAGACCUGCUGUAGACUGUUGGAUAUUCUUGUGGUGCAAACCUAUCCAUUUCUCAUAUGUCACCGUCAUUCUCUUCAUAGCUAUACCUUUCAUCUAUAGGUGGAAAAAAAAAUCAAGCUAUACACUCUUAUUAGUGCCAAAUAUGCUACACACCAGCCUUGUGGAUUGUCAAUGAUGCUUUAUUUCCAGUAACUUACUUUCUUGAGCAGAUUCCCAGCAUGGAUUAACUGUAGGUGCAUGAGUUAACAAACAUACAGUAGGUGCUUCAGUACAUACUACAUCAUCUUCCUGAUAAUGUUUUUAUAGCUGUAGAGUUUUGGUCGUUUUCUGGCACUAAAAAUUUAAAAUGUGUGGAAUUGUUUGGUAUAUACAGUAGUAUGUCUUCCAGUGAAGUUUGUUCAGUUGCACAAAUAUAAGCCAUCUUGUGGCUGUUUCAGGUAUUUAAAUGUGUGUCAGGUAUAUUUUGAUAGACUGGUGGUUAGAUAAGAGGGAGGAAAGAGCAGAAAAUGUAUUCUCGUCAUUUGUUAAAUAGAGAAUUUGUAAUGUACUGCAAUAAUGUGAAGUCUGUGAAAUUAUUCCACCCAGCAUCAUUUUCUCAACCUCUGCUUCCUCGAAUGCCCAGUGACAAUCAAAGUCUGUCAAUAAAGAAUUAACAUAU
This is a messenger RNA of Siniperca chuatsi (mandarin fish), 6065 nucleotides long. Its product is annotated as iporin. Lineage: Eukaryota; Metazoa; Chordata; Actinopteri; Centrarchiformes; Sinipercidae. The transcript is spliced from 10 exons. The record is from RefSeq and is a predicted model, not a curated record. The coding region runs from base 368 to 4177 and encodes 1269 amino acids. Gene Ontology annotation, cellular component: cytoplasmic vesicle.